Colletotrichum lupini is the source of this 417-nucleotide messenger RNA. RefSeq lists its product as uncharacterized. The record is from RefSeq and is a predicted model, not a curated record. Bases 1 to 417 code for a protein of 138 amino acids. NCBI's taxonomy places the organism in Eukaryota, Fungi, Ascomycota, Sordariomycetes, Glomerellales, Glomerellaceae. The transcript is spliced from 4 exons.
AUGCAAUUGUGUCAUUAUGCUGUUCGAUACCAAUACAACGAUUUCAGCUCAGUGUCACGUUACGUUACAGCGACUUCACUCAAGGCCCCAAGGCCCGCAUUCCAGUCCUUCUCCCCGCCUCCGGUCCCUACCGUCCGGUUCGCGUUUGGCGUGAAGUUUGACGACUCUAGAAGCGUUCGGUCCCUGAUUAUCAACGAAUCGGUAACCUUGCGAAAACUCUUUUGGGAAGAGGACGGCCUUUGGGGGAGAUGGUGUGCCGAGGUGCAGGAGGGUAUUCCCGUUACGGCGAACGGUUUAUUCUGCUUUGGGGCGUUGAUAAAAAAUGCAAAGACCAUCUGCGUGAGACCGGAUGGCAGGUCAGGUAAACAACCACUAAAGCCGUCAAUCACCGACUGUUUCUGCAAUAUGGACGAAUAG